Molecule: messenger RNA, 3278 nt
Organism: Ctenopharyngodon idella (grass carp)
Lineage: Eukaryota; Metazoa; Chordata; Actinopteri; Cypriniformes; Xenocyprididae
Product: plexin-C1-like
Exons: 16
Coding region: 68-2728 (886 amino acids)
Biological process (GO): regulation of cell shape; positive regulation of axonogenesis; semaphorin-plexin signaling pathway involved in axon guidance
Cellular component (GO): semaphorin receptor complex
Molecular function (GO): protein binding; semaphorin receptor activity
Source: RefSeq, a predicted model, not a curated record
CUGAGAGCAGUUGAUCGCUGUGACAAGAUCUCAUAGAAGGCCUAUCCAACUCAUUCAGAUAUUUAAGAUGAGAGGAUACUUACUUGGAAUACUUGUACUUUUGAAACAUUGCAUCUGCGGUGAUGUGGUGAACUUUGAUGGAGACAUCAAGGACUUUGUAGUUGGUAAAAGUAAGUUGUUCGUUCUUACUGACCAUCGACUACAUCAGAUGAGACUCGAUCUUUCUGAGGAGAAGAGGAAGGACAUCACUAACACUGAUCAAAAUAGAGUCAACAUUCUGGUGCCUUUUGAUGACAACGACACCCUGAUAACCUGUGGGACCUUAACAAAUGGAUAUUGUGAAGUUCUUGACCUCAAUGACAUUACAAAGAGUAUUUACUAUGAAAGUGGUAUAUCGGUAGGACCGAGACAGAAUGAGAAAUCUGUUGCGUUCAUAGCAGGUCCAAGUACCGGUAGGUACCUUUUGGUUGGGAAAAAGGACGAUGAUGGAAAACCUCCGUAUCCUGUUGCUAACUUGUGGAACACUUUACAGUCUCAAUAUGGUGGGAUUUUCUCUGACAUAGAGUAUCCAACAACCCCCUCGAUCCAGAGCACUGCGAGCGAUGUGGAGUUUGUUGACGGAUUCCAGAGAGUUUCGCCCUCAGAGUCGUACUUGUUUCUCAACGCAAAGACUGACUCAGAGAGUAAAGUGCACGUCCUGUGGAUGGACAGCUCUAAAGAUAAAAAGACAGAAAUCUUCAAAUCCCUACAGGCUGCAACGAUACAGUGCUGCAAUGAUAAAGCUCGUCCAGUGCUCGUCGCCUCCACCGUUAUUCCCUCAGUGAACGGUGUUAUUUGGGCAGGUGUGUUCAGUGCGCAGAAUCAGCAGGAUCCGGAGAACACCGCGCUGGCUCUGUACGACAUCAGUACAGUUAAAGGCCGAGUGAAGAGUUUCUGCUUUACUGGCGACAAGAUAUGUGGUUCUGAGAGUGGUAGUGCACUUCAGCCGCUCUCUGUGGUGUUCAAGUACAGCUCAAUGUCAUCAGUGGCAGCAGUUAGAAAUGGAUCCUGGAUUGUGAUGUUCAUAGGAACCAGUGAUGGACAACUGAUAAAGCUUAUGUUGGAUGAGAAAUUCACACCAGGCUGUCCAAUAGUGCUGUACAAAUCUGAUGAUGAACGAGCAGUGCUUCCCAGAAUGCACUUUGAUCCAGUAGAUUUCAAACAUAUCUACAUUGCUUUGAGGAAACAGCUCAGAAGAGUGUCUGUGGUUCAGUGUGCUAACUACAGCACUGUGAAAGACUGCAGAGCUGCUCUGGAUCCUCUCUGCGGCUGGUGUGUGAAAACACAGAGAUGCUCCACCCAAGAUGAAUGUUCAGAAUCUUCAUGGAUGUCCACCCCAAUAGACUCUCUUCAGAAACCUCUGGUUUCUUUUCAGGCUUGGGCUGAAGAAUCUUCCAGAAAGAUUACUCUACAUCUUGCCUUGAGUCUGGAGAGCACAGGAAAUCCCGUCUUCUCAUGUUCCUUCACCACAGGAAGUGUGAACCUGUGUGACGGGUCUGAUCUGACUGCAGUUUUCCCAAACUGCCACUGUAGUUUUUAUGACCAGCUACUACAUACUGGAGUCUCAGCUAUAGUUGCUGUUGAGGAUCAGAAGAUCACAGAGACGCUGACACUGAGAAACUGCUUGAAUAUCACAGAUAAUUCACCAAAUCAUUCAUAUACACAGUGUGUGCAGUGUAUCUCAUCUGGGUGUCAGUGGUCCUCUUCCUCCCUGCGUUGUGAUUGGACACAAGGAUCUGGACCGCAGUUACACAUACAGGAUUCAUGUAAAGAUCUGCUCUCUCAAAUGGACUAUAAAGAGCCAGAGAUUCUCUCUCUGGAGCUCAACAAAGUUUCUUUCCAUGGCAGAAACAACGUUUUACUAAGAGGAAAGAACCUGGAAUCUGUCACUAAAAUCCGUAUUCAAGGGGAUCUGGACUGUAUUCCUAAAGAAUCUCCAGUGUUUAAUCGCUCCAGUGACACUUUAAGGUUCCACAUUCCUCCCAGUGGAUCUAAAGGAACAGUGAAAGUGUGUGUUGUUACUUUUGACGAUCGUUGUCAUGGUAACAGCAUCAUCACUUACAGUUCCCAGCCCAGCUGCACAGGAAUACAGCCCACAGUCAGCUGGAGAAGAGGCGGAAGAAAGAUUCAUGUUCAAGGGAUCAAUAUGGAAUUUGUGGAAUCAGUUACUUUCGAUAAUUAUGAUCAACGAUUCCAAACACAAUACAACCCAAGAUCAGGGGACGUGUGGUUUCACUCACCUUAUUAUAGAUAUGAUAUCAGAAGCUCAUUUAAGUUGAAUGUUGGAAACUCCACUGUGGACUGUGAACAUUUGUCCUUUGAGUAUGAUCCAGAAUUCACUGCAUUCACCACCUUACAGGUGGCCAAUGAUCUACAGGUGAACAUUAAGAAAAAGGCAGAUUUAUUGAAUUUGAGUAUGAGUGAGGUGAAUGUGACGGGUUAUCAGGGAGAUCAGCAGUAUCAGUGUGUUUUGGAGAGGAUUGAGACCAAAGCUAUCAUCUGUGAGAUUAAAGGAGAAUCAGGAGCCGUCACAGCAGUGGACAAGCUCAAUAUCAGCAUUGGGAAUUAUUAUGAUACCAUGACAGGAGAACGUCCAGAGUAUUUGGUGUUUUUUUCUAUAGUAUUUUCUUUAAUAUGCUUAUUCUUUAUUCUUAUCUUCUGCAUUUUGUUAUCAAUUUUUCGGGUGUAACCCAACAUCCAACCUGUUUUUCCUAUUCAGCGGCCACUGCAAUUCAGAUACAGAAACAUACAGCCUUUAUGAGUAAAAUUAUGCUGUAAAGUCCUGUUUACACCUAUAAGUCAGAGAUCACCACAGUAAAAUUAUCCUUAUCUCAUUUGUCUCCCUUCUGAUCUGGGCUGCGUUUCCCAAAAAGAGUUUCCCUAAGCUGAUCGUAGAACAAUUGCCACCAAUGGUCUUUACGAUCAACUUAGGCUUAUGAUGCUUUUGGGAAACGAAGCCCUGGUCGGAUCCAUACUGUGGAUCUGUUCUCCAGACAGCAGGUGGCACUUUAUACUCACUUAUUAUAAUGCACCAUAAAAACAGUCAUUUUAAAGUUCCAGGACAAGUCUGCUAUUUAGUACUGUAGUACAAUUAUUUUGUAGUAGAAAGAAUGCUUUGAGUGUAUCUUUUUCAUUGUAUACCUACACAAUUCCAUUGUUCUCUUAUUAUUAAUCUUAUAUUUUAAUGUUAAAUGUAAUCAGUAUACUGCAAAACAGUACAAUUACAAAUAAACACUUUA